This is a messenger RNA of Triticum aestivum (bread wheat), 830 nucleotides long. Its product is annotated as WAS/WASL-interacting protein family member 1-like. The transcript has 2 exons. The record is from RefSeq and is a predicted model, not a curated record. Lineage: Eukaryota; Viridiplantae; Streptophyta; Magnoliopsida; Poales; Poaceae. Bases 426 to 779 code for a protein of 117 amino acids.
CCUACCUCCCAGCCGCCUCCCUCCUCGAAAUCAGCGCCUCCCUCCCUCAGAUCUGGCGCUGCCAGCCCGCCGUUGCCACUUGGCGCCACCCUAUUGGCCAGCCGUCGCCGCAGAAGCCUCCCUCGCCCACUCCUCACUCGCCACCUGUUCCCCGCGCUCCCCCUCAGCGCUGCAGCCCGCGAGGGCCCGAGCGCCCCGCGCCUCCCGCUCCCGAUCUGGAUCGAGGGGAGGAGCCCCUCGACCCCGAGCCCUCGUCGCCCCAGCGCCUCCUUGUCCGCGUCGCCUUCCCUGUCGUCCUGCCGGAGCAGCGCGCCGCCGCCGCCGAAGCUUCGCCAGGCCGGAGCCCCGCCUCCUCAUCUCUCCCUUCUCCUCCUCCACUUCUCCUGCGCCCCCGCUGACCCCUUCUCUCCCGCAGGAGCUCUGCCAUGGCCGCGCCCGAGCUUGGGUCCGCCUCCGCCCGGAAGACUCGUCCCCACCGCCGUUCGUCGCCGGGAAUGGACCCGCCGCUGCCAGAUCCGGCCUCUGCCGGCCCCGCCCUUGCCGGAUCCGCCCCGCCGCCGCCCUCGAGCCUGCUCGCCACCGGCGCCAUCUGCGCCGCCACCCUGCCUCGUCCCUGCUCAGGAACGAGGAGCUCGUCGCCUCGCCCGCUCGUGCACGCGUGUGCGCGUGGGCCUCAAGCCGGCCCAGCCCAGCUCCCUCCAGCACGCCCCGACCCGGUCCACCUCCUUUGCCUGCCCAAGCCUCUCCACCGACCUGGGCCAUGGCCCAUGUUCCGGUAAUGUUGCGAUUGUGAGGAUUCGUUCGACUACGUCCGUUCGUCUACUUCAUGG